Molecule: messenger RNA, 1050 nt
Organism: Penicillium samsonianum
Lineage: Eukaryota; Fungi; Ascomycota; Eurotiomycetes; Eurotiales; Aspergillaceae
Exons: 2
Coding region: 1-1050 (349 amino acids)
Source: RefSeq, a predicted model, not a curated record
AUGUUGGAACCACUAUAUGCCUCCAUCGGCCAACCCCUCCGAGACCACCGCUCCCUCUCCAUCCUAUCCUUUUACCUAACCUCCUGCGCCGCCCUUACCUCAAAGAUCCUCCUUAACAUUUACCACCGCUACCAAACCCGCAGAACGCAGUCGAAUUGGCACCGCAGCUAUGGUUCUCAAUUCGCCAUAUUCAUUGCCCUUUCGACCCUUAGCAUUGCCACAACAUGGCACUACAUGUUCGCUUUCUUCGCACAUUCCUACCGCAGCUGGGAAGCCGGACAGUCACCCACACAGCAGGCAUUAAUCGAGGUAGCACCGCGUGUAGCGACAUUGGAGCUGUGGCUGCGAGAUAGUAAGCUAUUCCAGGAGGCAUGGGAGAGUGUGUUUGCGACGCCGGCGAGAACGUGGUGGAGCGGGCAGAUCUUCCUAUGGACGAUCGGGUGGAGUUUGUUCUUGGGUGUUAUGGGCCGUCGGUACAACAUCCCCAAUGUUUGGAUGUACAUGCUGCUCGGACAGAUUGUUGCCAUAUCCUUUGCGCAGAAUCUGUUCUUUGUUACAAUCCUUGUCUCAAGCCCGAGUGUCACCUCAACUACGAAGCUUACGUGGAUGCCCCCAGCGCUCCUCGAGCUUGCGCCGGUCGUGAUAUCCGGCCUCAGCUCUGCCGCUACACCUUUCGUCGCGAACACGCCCUACUUUAUGCCUGUUCUUGCGGUUACCCAUAUCCUAGUCUUUGUCCCGGGUCUACUGUCCCCUCGAUUUAUGCCGCAGGGCUGGGGAGCGUAUAUCGCUCGGCCUACGCGACGAUAUGCCUCCUUGUACAAAUGGCUGCUCGCGAUCGGGGUGGCCAUUCAGGCACAGUCUAUGUAUUCAGUAGUUCUAGAUGGACCGAGUUUGUUGGGAGUUCCAGUGGUCAAUAUCGGGCGGAGAUUGCUGGACACAAUGUUGGAGCAUCCAGCUGUGAGUAGCGUUGGGUGUGAUGUGGUGUGUUGUACGAUUUCGGGAAUUAUAUGGGUGUUGUUACGGGGUGGGUUUCAGGAGAUGCUUGAGUAA